AUGAAGCCUUUCCUGGGUUUACAGGGCCUUCUCCUGCUUCUUCCCUUUAUGAAGACUUGUGCUGAUGAUUGGUCAGCCAUUCGUCUGCGAUGUGCCAAUCACUGGUUCUAUCUCAGGGUCAAGGCUACGCUAUUUCCCAAUAUUUUUAUGGAACCUGAUGAAGUAUUUUUAGGAUUUGGCUGCCCUGUGACUACCGUCUGGCCAAAUGAUGUCUAUGACUUUACCUACCGUACUUACUCCUGUGGCAUUGUCAAUAAAGUUCUUCAUGAUGUCACUCUGCUGGAGACUCAACUUACAUAUUUCUCAAAAAAUGCUUCUCUACGAGCUGAGAUGCGUUUGUCCUGUGUUCUGCACAGUCGGUCUCCUCUUUUCUGUGAAGCAGAAAGUAGAGGAGAUUUCACUGGUGAUCCUCCUGAAUGGGAAGUAGAUAUGAGGGUAAGAAGAACUGAGCAAGCUAUUCCGACGGUGCCACCAAACUGUACAACAUAA
Molecule: messenger RNA, 489 nt
Organism: Grammomys surdaster
Lineage: Eukaryota; Metazoa; Chordata; Mammalia; Rodentia; Muridae
Product: oocyte-secreted protein 1-like
Exons: 5
Coding region: 1-489 (162 amino acids)
Source: RefSeq, a predicted model, not a curated record